Messenger RNA from Sus scrofa (pig), 1668 nucleotides. It is a transcript of the gene CHGA, whose product is annotated as chromogranin A. Gene Ontology annotation, biological process: negative regulation of insulin secretion; negative regulation of catecholamine secretion; defense response to bacterium. Gene Ontology annotation, cellular component: chromaffin granule. The record is from RefSeq and is marked provisional. NCBI's taxonomy places the organism in Eukaryota, Metazoa, Chordata, Mammalia, Artiodactyla, Suidae.
CGCGAGGGUGCCACUGCUGCAGUGCCAGAGUCCUGUGCCGAGAGGAGGUGGGCAGGUCCCCAGGCGGGCGCGCACGGAGACGUUGCGCCCCCCAUCCCGCGCCAGUGUCGCCGCAGCCCGCCCCGAGCGACCAGUCCAGCUACCCCUCGCCCGCGUGCUCGCCGCGCCCGGCCCCAGACCGCCAGCUGCUCCGCGCCCCGGGUUCGCCAUGCGCUCCGCCGCCGCCCUGGCGCUACUGCUCUGCGCCGGGCAAGUCAUUGCCCUCCCUGUGAACAGCCCUAUGAAUAAGGGGGACACCGAGGUGAUGAAGUGCAUCGUCGAGGUCAUCUCUGACACGCUGUCCAAGCCCAGCCCCAUGCCUGUCAGCCAGGAGUGUUUUGAGACACUCCGAGGAGAUGAACGGAUCCUCUCCAUCCUGCGACAUCAGAAUUUGCUGAAAGAGCUCCAAGACCUCGCUCUCCAAGGAGCCAAGGAGAGGUCCCAUCAGCAGAAGAAACAGAGCAGUUAUGAGGAUGAACUCUCAGAGGUUCUCGAGAAGCAGAACGACCAGACUGAGUUGAAGGAGGGCACAGAAGAGGCGUCCUCCAAGGAGGCUGCGGAAAAAAGAGGAGAUUCUAAAGAGGUGGAGAAGAACGAUGAAGACGCAGACGGAGCCAAGCCCCAGGCCUCGCUGGAGCCGCCGCAGGCCUCGGAGGCUGAGGACCAGACCCCGGGGGAGGAGGAGGCCGCCAGCACCCACCCCUUAGCCAGCCUUCCCAGCAAGAAACGCCCAGGCGCACAGGCCGAGGAGGACCACGAGGGCCCCUCCCAGGGUCCGGUGGACAGAGAGAAGGGCCCGAGUGCAGAGCAGGGGCCGCAGGCAGAGAGAGAAGAGGAGGAGGAGGCGGACGCUGGAGAGAAGGCGGUCCCGGAGGAAGAAGGCCCCCGCAGCGAAGCAUUUGACCCCCACCCGAGCCUUGGCUACAAGGAGAUGCAGAGGGGUUGGCCCCAGGCUCCAGCCAUGGAUGGAGCCGGGAAGACUGGGGCUGAGGAGGCUCAGCCCCCCGAGGGGAAGGGGGCGCGGGAGCACUCCCGGCAGGAGGAGGAGGAGGAGACGGCAGGGGCCCCUCAAGGCCUCUUCCGGGGCGGGAAGAGAGGGGAGCCCGCGCAGGAGGAGGAGGAGCGGCUCUCCGAGGAGUGGGAGAAUGCCAAGCGAUGGAGCAAGAUGGACCGGCUGGCCAAGGAGCUGACGGCCGAGAAGCGGCUGCAGGGGGAGGAGGAGGAGGAGGAGGAGGAGGAGGACCCUGACCGCUCCAUGAAGCUCUCCUUCCGGGCCCCAGCCUACGGCUUCAGGGGUCCUGGGCUGCAGCUGCGACGAGGCUGGAGGCCGUCCUCCCGGGAGGACAGCGUCGAGGCCGGCCUGCCCCUCCAGGUGCGCAGCUACCUGGAGGAGAAGAAGGAGGAGGAGGGCAGCGCCAACCGCAGACCAGAGGACCAGGAGCUGGAGAGCCUGUCGGCCAUCGAGGCGGAGCUGGAGAAGGUGGCCCACAAGCUGCAAGAGCUGCGGCGGGGCUGAGGCACCAGCUGGCCCCACCUGCCAGGGCCCCGAGACCCCCUGUAGUCCUGGCUCUGUUGUCCCCUUUGCAGGUCCUGGCCAGACGGCCUGGGGGCUGCUUCCGGUAGGGAGGC